AAUCUAUGGAGGGUUGCCUUAAGGAAAACCAUCUCUGUCUAAAGAUAGUGUCCGGUAAAGUAGAGUACAUACACACAUAUGAGAUGGCGAUGCUGUAGCAAAGGGACACAUUAAAAGAAAGCGUCAAGUGCAGGGUAGUCGAAUUUCCCCCAGAUUUGGUAAACAAUUACGAAAAACGUUGACGAAAGCAUUAGAAAGUUUCAAAAUCGCGAUAAAUAUGGUAACUUCCGGCAGACCUGUAACUUUUGCAUGUGCGGACCAAUGACCACCGUCCAAUGACCCUUGCUUAACCGUUGAUCGAAGAUAUGACGUAGAGAGUGUUGACUGAGUUUAGUGAAAAGAGCAGCUGUACAGUCACCUUGUAGAUUUUGAAGCUGUGUUUGGAAAGUGUUUUGUUGUUGACGUUAUUGAUCAGACGAUUCAAACGGAACCCUAGCGCGAUGGCGGAAUCAGUGCAAGAUAAUGUGGAACGUGGAGAUGGUGACAAUGUGAAAACGGAAAAUUUUUUCACCCUCAAAAAGUGGAAUGCAGUCGCUAUGUGGAGCUGGGACGUCGAGUGUGACACUUGCGCUAUAUGCCGGGUCCAAGUGAUGGAUGCUUGUCUGCGAUGCCAGGCUGAGAGCAAGAAAGAUUUUUAUGGAAAACAGGACUGCGUCGUCGUCUGGGGGGAGUGCAAUCACUCUUUUCAUUACUGCUGCAUGUCACUCUGGGUCAAGCAGAAUAACCGUUGUCCCCUGUGUCAACAGGAGUGGUCAAUUCAGCGUAUGGGAAAAUAGCCGAACCAACAAGUGUCGUUUAUUUGCCUAAACAAUUAUGCGCGCGCAAUAACGUCAAGCUUCUUUCUUCCGUGUAUUCGUUUCGUUUUUAUUUUUCGUACAACCAUUUUCGUUGUAUUUUUGUCCUUCUUUUUUACAUUCCUAAUUAGUUUCUUUUUUUUUUUUUUUCAUUUUGCGUCAACUUCCUCGACUCGAACUCUGGGAUGGCUCUAUGACGGAUGUAUAAAUUACCAAGUUUAUGUUAUAAUGCGUUGAGAUAAUUUCUUGAUUGUUAUACGAGAUGAUUUUCAUCUAGGACGGAGGUAUAUAUGGGAAUAAAAAUCGUUUUAAUUCGUAGCAAAUCAUUGAUUAUAAUAAAAUGAGUUAUACAGCCUACGAAUAAGAGAUUUUAUUCCCGACUCAACCGGAAUGUUCACUUGUUUUACUUUUAUUUUUUUAUUCCCCGUAGCUGCGGGAAAAAAGCAGCACUUUGCUCCCAGAUUUGUUAACCUCAUACUUUCCGCAAAUUUGAAUCGCUGACUUUAUUUCCUUGUUACACAAUGUACUAUUAUGGUAAAUACACUACAUGGGAAAAAUGUAAUGUAGAUUUUACAUUUAUUCUUCUGAAUAUAUAUCGACAACACUUUUUUGGAGUCAAAUCUACCUCAAUUAUGGUAGAUCUACUUAAGAAUAUUGUAACUCUUACUAUUGGUUUUGUAACUCUUAUUAUCGGAAUUAUAAAUCUCGCCACAAUUGCUGUAGAUUGACUUCCAAAAGAGUGCAAAAAAUCUACAAUAUUUUUUUUUCCAUUUAGGAUUAUCAUUAUCUAUAGGUUCUCUUUCUCUGUUCGUUAUCAUUCAUUUUAAAUCUUCCGUAUCUGUUUUUCAGAAAAAAAUCUCCUUCGUUAAACGGUUGUACAAAUAAGAAUACUGUAAUUGCAAGUGUGAACCCUCGAUGUUGACAAAACUUACAAUUAGUUAGAUGUACAGUUUUUUAAUUAUGUUCAACGUUUUUUUCAAUAAUUAUCAUUUCUACCUGAAGUUAACGCUUAUACGUGAUAAAUUUAAAGAGAAAAAAGCGUGGAAUCAAUUUCUAAAGAAUGAAAUAUCCCAUUAGUCAUUUUACUUCAUUUCCAACGUAUUUUGAUCUAGGUUAUUCCAAACGGUAAAAUACUUGAUAUAUUUCCUAAUAUCGCUGGAAGUAAUUCAAACUGUUAUAACCCAAUCAGAAACAAAGAAUAAUGUUCAAUUUACUGUUGCAUGAAAAUUGCAAAUAUAACCCAAGAACAGCGCAUGUCACAAAAUGUGCUAAUAUGUUCAAUAUUUUUUUUCUUUUUUUUUAAUUUAGGGUUCAAACAUUUCGACGGCACUUCUUGUUUUCGUUUAUAUCGAUGAAUUAAAUUUGCAGACUGAAAAAACCUCCACUUUUUUCUAUGUGUGCAACAUAUCAUUUGUUCUUAUCGUAUAUUCAAGCAUAAUAUUAAAUCUUCACAUUGCCAGACUCAUUAGCAACCGUAACUAUUGUGAAGAACUUUUCAUGGAGUAAAUCAAACUAUUCUCGUACGACGUCUGCUGUUUUAUUCGAUUUAGUUUGUUACUUAAUAACUCUGAAAAUUACCAUAAAUACUUGAUUACGGUAUCGAUGUACCCAAAAAAAGGUUCUCCGUUGAAUGAACUGAAAAACAGAUAGUUAUCGCAUAAAUAUUCACAAAGAGGAAAACUCUUCCUAAAGGCAGCACUUAUACACUACGUAAUUAAAUAUUAUACAGAAAAGAA
This is a messenger RNA of Neodiprion fabricii, 2530 nucleotides long. It is a transcript of the gene Roc2, whose product is annotated as RING-box protein 2. Gene Ontology annotation, molecular function: ubiquitin protein ligase activity; zinc ion binding; cullin family protein binding. The transcript is spliced from 2 exons. The record is from RefSeq and is a predicted model, not a curated record. NCBI's taxonomy places the organism in Eukaryota, Metazoa, Arthropoda, Insecta, Hymenoptera, Diprionidae. Bases 441 to 776 code for a protein of 111 amino acids. Gene Ontology annotation, cellular component: Cul5-RING ubiquitin ligase complex; nucleus. Gene Ontology annotation, biological process: ubiquitin-dependent protein catabolic process; protein ubiquitination.